Ectocarpus sp. CCAP 1310/34 is the source of this 745-nucleotide messenger RNA. The record is from the annotation of a GenBank genome assembly. Lineage: Eukaryota; Phaeophyceae; Ectocarpales; Ectocarpaceae.
AUGGGGGAAACCAUCUCCGAUCGCCGCUUCAAGGGCAUCUGUGUGCAAGGUUUCUCCGAGGACUACAAAGACAUCAAGUUGAUGGUUUUCCGCGACCCAUCAUUCGACGUACAACAGAUGCAAGCCACCAUGCGCAACAUCUUCCUUGACGAGCAAAUGCGCAAGAGAACCAAGGGCCAAAUCGCUGGCCGCGUAUUCGCCAUGGCUACCAAGACAUCUGGCCCCAUCUGCUUCGAGUGCAACGAACCGGGACAUGUCAGGAGGAACUGUCCCAAUCGCCAGCGGGAGGGCCAUAGGGCAAAGAGGACGAAGCCUGCGGGAGCAACCAAGUGGUGUUCCGUCCAUAACACCACUACACACUCCGACGAAGAGUGUUACAACCAAGGAGCCAAGCGACCAGAACGCACGGGCAAGGCCUUGUCUGCAUGCACACACUGCGUGCACUGCUCAACCCAGUCAAGAGACAUACAAGCCAAGCCUACCACAACAGAAAUUCCCAAAGAAACAGAGAAGACCGAACAGGCAGAGAUCGACUUCUCUUACGACGAAGAUGCAUUCAAGGGUGGAUUCAUGUACCAUGCUACAUGCAGCAAGGGAAGCGGACGCACUUUCACGACAACUGCAACUGGGACUUCAGCGCUGGUGGAUUCUGCAGCUUCUGAGACCAUGUUCGACAACCGCCUCAACCCGAAUGGACGUCUCGAAGUAGAGCGCCCGACGCCCAAGAUCAUCGACGUUGCAGGAG